AUGAGCAUGGAUUUUGUGUUCGGCCUACCGAAAGAUUCGGAAGGCAACACUGGUAUUGUGGUCUUUGUUGACCGAUUGAUCAAGAUGGCUCACUUAGCGGCUGUGCCGGAUAGCAUCGAUGCUGAAGGUACAGCAAAGCUGUUUAUCGACCGUGUGUUUCGCCAACAUGGCUUGCCGGUGGCAAUUAUCUCUGAUAGAGACCCCCGCUUCACUGGGAAGUUUUGGAAGUCUAUCUUCAAGGUGCUUGGCACUCGGUUGGACAUGUCCACAGCGGAUUAUCCGCAGAUUGACGGUCAAACUGAGCGUUAA
Molecule: messenger RNA, 309 nt
Organism: Peronospora matthiolae
Lineage: Eukaryota; Oomycota; Peronosporomycetes; Peronosporales; Peronosporaceae
Source: the annotation of a GenBank genome assembly